UUGCUUAUUAUGGCUUUGAUUGAUGCAACAAAAGCAAAUGUAGAUGACCAUUUCCUUCAUUCAGUAUUGGAAGACAGUAGUAAGCCUGCGGAAUGCAAUAGAAGUCUAGGCACUGGUGAUUUUUCCAGGAUCGGUAACAACAGCAUUGGAAGCAUUGAUUAUAGCAGAACUCAAGGUUCAAGUAGAAACUUUAGUUCUCAUUGUGAUUAUUCAGAAGAUUUUGUGUCUGAAUAUUCUGGAACAGCCGGUAAUGACAGUUGUUUAGAGCUGCUUGAGGCAAAAGUAAAGAAGGAAGAGAAGAAAAAGAAAAAUGUUUGUAAAGUCUCCCAACAUAAAGGAUUCGAGAAAAUCUCACCUGAAAAACUGCAGAGCUGGAACACAGCUUUUACUUCUCAAAUUAAUAUCAUUACCCAAAGAAGGGAUGCUAUGGCUCAUCGCGUAAUGUCAGCAAGGCUUCAUAAGAUUAAGGAACUGAAAAAUGAAUUGGCUGAUAUUCAUCGUAAACUAGAAGCAACUGUCUUAGAAAACCAACUGUUGAAACGACUACAGUUCAGACACUUGAAAGCAAUAGGAAAAUAUGAAAAUUCACAAAAUAAUUUACCCCAGCUUAUGGCUAAACACCAGAAUGAAGUAAAAAGUCUAAGGCAACUUCUUAGAAAAUCUCAGGAAAAAGAAAGAGAUGUAUCCAGGAAACUUAGAGACACUGACAGUGAGUUAUUAAAGACCAAAGAUUCCUUGAUAACAUUGCAGAAACUUUCUGAAGACAAAAAUCUUGCAGAGAGAGAAGAACUUACACAAAAGUUAUCUGCCCUUACCACAAAAAUGGAGGCCAAUGACACAAGGAUACAGAGCUUAGAAAGACAGCUGAGAUUGAACAGUAGUGCCUUUAGUCGUCAAUUAGCUGCUGAAAACAGAAAGACUAUAACUGCUAGAACUGCUACAAAGAACCUCCAAAUGGAAGUAAAACGCCUUCAACAAAAACUUAAGGAAAAAGAUCGAGAACUUGAUAUAAAAAAUAUAUAUACUAACCGGUUCCUUAAAAAUUUAUGUGACAAAGAUGAGCAAACAAAAGUUUCUUCGCCAACCAAAUCCAUACAAGCAGAAAAGAAAAACCAUCUAUUUCCCUAUCUAGUUCCACAUCAAUUGAAGCAAAAGACAGAAGAUAGUAUAUCUCUGCCAACUAAGGAAGAAAAACCCACAGGAAAUGAUGCUGAAAAAGAAAAACCAACUGAUGUCAAUUGUGAAGUUAUCCGUGAUAUCAAUAAAUUACCAAAUGAAGAAGAUCCUGAAAAAAUAUGUAAAGAUGGUGAAAUGUAUAGCUGGAAAAUGGAAGCAGGUGGCACCACUCAGAAUGUUCCAGAUAUACAAGAUAUCACAAAUUUACUAAAGGAAGACAUACACAAGGAAGUACAAACACCACUGGAGAUUAGUGAAAGGCAAAGAGAGAAAAAAGAAGAUCUAGAAAAGAAACCUAAUUUGCUGAAAGAACAAGAGACAACAGCAAAAAUAGAACGGAUAAUUACUCCUUUAAGGGAAAGCAAUGAACAUCAUAAUGUAGGAAAAGAAAGGUUUAAAAUUAGUGUAUCAAUGCAUGACAUAGAUGAACUGCAUGAUAAAUAUGUGAUUCAAAAUAGCAGAAUUCCACUUAGGCAAAGAAAACAUUACUCUUUCACAGAAGCUACUGAAAAUUUGCAUAAUGGACUUCCUACUUCAGGUACAUCUAAUUUAGGUACCACCCGCAACAGUCAAGUUGCAAACAAGCAACAAGGUAAUACAACUGACCUGAAGAUAGAAAAUUCAAAUAGUAGAUAUGAGCCAUCAUUUGGUAAAUCUUCCAAAACAAAGGUAAAAGAUUCAUCAGAUGAAAAGAAUGGAAACUGUAUAAAUACAGCUUUGAAGGAUAAGAAAAAUAAUCUGAUGGAAGAACUCUUUGGAUCAGAUUGUGUCUUAAAAAACAGUCCCACAAAUUCUGAUCUUAAAUCAUCUAAUAAAGAAAAAGAGAGUUUGGAAAAUGAAAAGAUGCAUGACAAUUACCGAUCUACAGCCAUUAAUGCUUUUGGAGAUUCUAAGUAUGCCACCAUAACUUAUAGCAGCUUAUAUCAGAACAACCAAAGGAAGAAUUCCUCUGUAACAGAAACAGAUGAGGGCAGCUUGAAAAGGAGCAACAAAACCAGGAAAUGA
This is a messenger RNA of Trichosurus vulpecula (common brushtail), 2181 nucleotides long. RefSeq names its product lebercilin LCA5 like (gene LCA5L). Lineage: Eukaryota; Metazoa; Chordata; Mammalia; Diprotodontia; Phalangeridae. Gene Ontology annotation, cellular component: axoneme. The transcript is spliced from 9 exons. The record is from RefSeq and is a predicted model, not a curated record. The coding region runs from base 10 to 2181 and encodes 723 amino acids. Gene Ontology annotation, biological process: intraciliary transport.